AUGGCAAAAGUCAACUCAGAUGACAGUGAACAACAUGAAGUCACUGCUUUAAUGCUCGACACUUUUUCACCUCCGAAUUUAAGCAGUCACAAGAAUGAAAACGUUACGACAAUUGAUGGAGAGACAGAGAGAGGAACGACUGCAUUGGAUGUAACAAUAUUCAUGCUACGCGAGCUGAAGUUAGCGCCCGUCAUGAUGUUCCCACAGCAAGUGUCUCGAGCCAGAGAGGUCCGUCAAUUUCUUUCACGCAUCGAGUUUAUUACCAUUCACGACGUGAUAGAGCGUGAAGAUGGCGUUAUUUACUUUAUACUGGACGUAUAUCGCUAUCGUCAGCAAAAGGGAUUGCCGUCUACACGUCGUUCUGUGUCAACGGGGCAGCUAUGUCCACCACACAAGCGUCCAGGGGAUCUCGAACCAAAAGACAGAGGCCCAGACUAUCAGAUUGAACAGCGGUACUCGAGUUUUGCAAGGCUGCGCUCUAAUGUGGCUCACAGUGCACGUAAGCGCCACUCCAAGUGCAAAUCGUGCACGUAUUGCAUCGGUCUGCUGCAUUUUUUGCACGUGACGCCGUAUAAACCAAGUCUCAAGGUCAAGUUUACGACCACGACGGAAGAACGAAAGCAUAUUCUGAGCUCCUUUAUCAAUGAACUUGUGUUCAUGGCGCGCGAGGACUACACAUCGUGUCCAAGGUCAUUGCGUGGCUACCACAUUAUCCCGGCGCUUAUCAAGCGCUUUCUGUUGGAACAAACUGGCGAAUCAUUCUUUUCGUGA
Molecule: messenger RNA, 771 nt
Organism: Peronospora farinosa
Lineage: Eukaryota; Oomycota; Peronosporomycetes; Peronosporales; Peronosporaceae
Source: the annotation of a GenBank genome assembly